AUGGCUCCAAUGGCACAGCCAAGUUAUGAAAUAUACACAAUUCUUUAUGUAGACUUUGAGUAUGAAUAAUAAAAAUUUUUAGGAUAUGCAUGUACGAGCAAUGAAUGGACUAAAUAUGAUGGUUCUUAUUCCAUUUCUAAAGGAGAUUUUAUUAGUAAAUGUGAUGAUGUAGGACCUUCUUAUGACACUCAAUACAAUUAUAGACUGAGAUUAUUGAAAGUUAAUAAAAACGAAGGAGAACAAAUAAAUAACUAAAAUAGAAAAAGAAAUCUUAGAAAGAGAGGAAUAUGCACAUCACCAAAAAAGCGUGGCCAUGUUAUAUCAAUUUUAGAGAAAUAAGAGAAAGGAGUUAUUAAAAUUCUAAAAAUAGAUUGA
Molecule: messenger RNA, 375 nt
Organism: Tetrahymena thermophila SB210
Lineage: Eukaryota; Ciliophora; Oligohymenophorea; Hymenostomatida; Tetrahymenidae
Exons: 2
Source: RefSeq, a predicted model, not a curated record